Messenger RNA from Echinops telfairi (small Madagascar hedgehog), 3428 nucleotides. It is a transcript of the gene SNPH, whose product is annotated as syntaphilin. NCBI's taxonomy places the organism in Eukaryota, Metazoa, Chordata, Mammalia, Afrosoricida, Tenrecidae. Gene Ontology annotation, cellular component: mitochondrion; cytoplasmic microtubule. The coding region runs from base 591 to 2186 and encodes 531 amino acids. The record is from RefSeq and is a predicted model, not a curated record. Gene Ontology annotation, biological process: neuron differentiation. The transcript has 7 exons.
GCCCCAGCCCGGAGCGCACCCGGCUAGCCGCCUCCAGCAGGGGCUCCGGAGAGCAGGCUAGCGGCCCAGGCGGAGGCCCCGGCAGCAGAAGCCAUGGACGCCUCCGCAGGUUGCUGAGCAGGCCCAGGGCUGCAGGGCGACUGCAGAGGCGCUGCGCCAAGCGGGGCCGGAACCGUGCGAGCCGGCAACCGGGCUGCGGAGGGCGUGUGGACUCAGGGUUCUUGGGGGGCAACAGCAGUGACAGGAUACGGGAAGCCACGCGCCGACGGGCACUCUGGGAAGGUGACGGUCAUCAAGACUAGCCCGGCCUAGCAGGGGGCUCCUGGCCCUGCUCCAGGAGACCUGCAGCCUGCAGCCCUCGCUGAGGAGGGGUGGGGAGGCGUGUGUCGGGGAGCCCAGGCCAGGGUGACCCUGGGCAAGGCGUUCAUUCACUGUCUCUGGAGACCAUGGGGCUGGACUGAGAGGUGCUCGCCAUCAGGGACUUGCAGAGCCUGGGCGCCAGCCCUGCCACGUUCGUGGGUGGAGGCAGCUGUGGCUGCACCUGGACUACUCUGCCCGGGUACCCUUGCUGAAGGGUGAGAGGAGAAGCCAUGCUGGGCAGCGGCCCCAGUGAGAGGAUGACGUGGCCCGGCCCGGCCCUCCCCACGGCCCCCCCAACCCGCCCUCUCUCCUCAGCCCCUGGGACAUCGCCCAUCCCGCCCCUCACGCGGACGCGCAGCCUCAUGGCCAUGUCCCUGGCGGGGAGCAAACGGGCCUCUGCUGGGCCCCGCAGGCGCACCUCUCCGCCCGUGAGCGUGCGGGAAGCCUACGGCACCUCUUCCCUCAGUAGCAGCAGCAACUCGGGCUCCUACAAGGGCAGUGACAGCAGCCCCACCCCCAGGCGCUCCAUGAAGUACACGCUGUGCAGCGACAACCACGGCAUCAAGCCCCCCACCCCGGAGCAGUACCUCACCCCACUGCAGCAGAAGGAGGUGUGCAUCCGGCACCUGCGGGCCCGGCUGAAGGACACUCAGGACCGGCUCCAGGACCGGGACACGGAGAUUGACGACCUGAAGACACAGCUGUCCCGCAUGCAGGAGGACUGGAUCGAGGAGGAGUGUCACCGCGUGGAGGCCCAGCUGGCCCUGAAGGAGGCCCGCAAGGAGAUCAAGCAGCUCAAGCAGGUCAUCGACAACGUCAAAAACAACCUCAUCGACAAGGACAAGGGGCUGCAGAAGUACUUCGUGGACAUCAACAUCCAGAACAAGAAGCUGGAGACGCUGCUGCACAGCAUGGAGGAGGCCCAGAAUGGCUCGGCCAAGGAGGACGGCACCCGGGAGUCAGCAGGCGGCUCCCCAGCCCGCUCCCUCACCCGCAGUUCCACCUACACCAAGCUGAGCGAUCCGGCAGUCUGUGGCGACCCCGCCAGCGCCUCCGCGGAGGAGGGAGCCGACAGUGGCUUCGUGGCGGCCGAGGACACCUUGAGCCGGACGGACGCGCUGGAGGCCAGCAGCCUGCUGUCGUCUGGGGUGGACUGCGGGCUCGAGGAGGCCGCCUCGCUGCACAGCUCCUUCGGCCUGGGCCCCCGCUUCCCCGCCAGCAGCACCUACGAGAAGCUGCUAUGUGGCUCCGAGGCCGGCGUGCAGGCCAGCUGUGUGCAGGAGCGCGCCAUCCAGACGGACUUUGUGCAGUCCCGGCCCGACGUGGACACCAUAUUGGAGAAAGUGACCCAUGCCCAGGCCUGCAGGGCCGGUCCAGAGUCCGGGGACUCCUGCCCUUCGAGGCCCAGGGACCCCAACUCAGCCGUGGUGGUGACAGUGGGUGAUGAGCUGCAGGGCCUAGAGCCUGUCACCCGUGGGCCUGCCCCCCACCCACCCGGUGCCAACCCCACUUCCGGCCUGUCGGUGAGCGUGGUGUGCCCCGUGGAGGAAGAGGAGGAGGCGACCACUGAGGCCACCGCAGAGAAGGAGCCCAAGAGCUACUGGAGCCGCCACUAUAUCGUGGACCUGCUGGCCGUGGUAGUGCCAGCUGUGCCCACGGUGGCCUGGCUCUGCCACUCCCAGCGGCGCCAGGGCCAGCCCGUCUACAACAUCAGCUCCCUGCUCCGGGGCUGCUGCACUGUGGCCUUGCACUCCAUCCGCAGGAUCAGCUGCCGUUCACUGAGCCCCCCGGGGCCCAGCGGGGCGGGGGGCGGCUCCCAGCUCUGAGGGGGCCCCACCCGGCCAGUGGCUCCUGCGACCUGACCGCUGAUUGUAUGUUCGGGUGCCCUUCCCCCUCACCUACACCGCUGGGCGUCCUCUGAUUUAUUUAGUUUGGGGCUUAGAACUCUUUCUUCAGGGUAUAGACCACGCAUAGAGCUGGGAGCAGAGGUUGGGAAAUGAAUCCCAAAACAACCCGGAGGAGAAGGGAAUGUGGGGAUACAUCAGGGAAGGACAGGGCGUGCUGGGCACCCAGGUGGCACCAGCUGAAGAGAGAGGAAUGGUGAGCCUGCCCCUGGCCGGCCGGACGAUCCACUGGCCCCUUGGAUGUGCAGGCUCGCUCAGGAAGUCUCUGGCUGUAUUCAUCUGAGGGGUCUGAGCCCAAGUUUGCCCUGGAGCCACCAUCUGCCCCAUCUCCUACAUCUUGGCUGAGCAGUAUUAUCAUCUUCUGAAAUGGAUGGAGUGGUCUACGCCCCCGUGCUGACCUCUAACCCAAAGACUCAGAGUGGGGGUCAAGCCCACUGGGCCCGGGCUCCAGACUCCCUAGGCUGCGCCCCACUUUGGAAUUCAGAGACACCGGCUGGAGCCAAGGGCAGGAUGGAGGGUAGUGUGGGUCCCUGUUUUCUCUGCUCAUCCCAGGCCUUCCCAUGAGCCGUUUCCUCCUGGCGUUGCUGGGCAUGCCUAGUGGAGAGGGGCCAGCCAGUCCGGGCUAGGGUGAGGACACUUUGCUUGCCUAAUCUAAGCCCCGGCUUCCGGGCCAGGGCAGCGGCCAGCACGAGGAGAAGGGCUGGCCGAGUGCACCGGGAGCCCUGCUUGCACUCUGUGCACAUUGGGGCUUUGGGCUCCCAUUCCCCAGGGUGUCCAGGGAGCUGGUCCCUUGCUUUCUGGGUGAGGGUUUCUGAAUCUUAUGCCUCUAUGCCUCUGAUGGAUUCUGGCAGGGCGACUCAUCAGAGGGCCUAUUGAAGCCAUGAAGCCCGUCCUUCCAGACCAAAGCCGGGUGUCCCGGGUGCACUCUGCAGGAAGUGGGGAUGGGCGAUUUGCCUGGGAAGCGACUUGUUCCCACCUCUUGUCCCAGGCCCUCAGCAGCACCCUCCAACUCAGCUGCUGGCAUCUGAAGUUCAUUACCAUCAUCACUUUAGGGGAAACCUGCCCUUAGCGGCCCCACUUGUCUGUUCACCCCACCCACACUCAGAGACUGAAUCCCCACAUUUAGGGUAGGCUGGUGUGACCCUGUGUCUUCAUUACCCCUGU